This is a messenger RNA of Prorocentrum cordatum, 1316 nucleotides long. NCBI's taxonomy places the organism in Eukaryota, Dinophyceae, Prorocentrales, Prorocentraceae. The record is from the annotation of a GenBank genome assembly.
UGGCAGUGGCUCAAGCGCAAGAAGGGGGGGGGGCGGCUGGGGGGGGCGGCUGCCAUGCCCGGCGGGCGCCACCGGGCCCCUCUGGCGGCGGCGGUGGCGGGCGGCGGCGGCCAGCGUGCUCUGAGGCGGCUCGCGACUGGCUGCCUGAGCGGCGCCGCUGCUGCGGCGCUGCUACCGAUGGCGCUGCUGGCGGCGGCCCUGCCCGCGGCACUCUGCGGCGCCGCGGCGCCGCGGGCCGCCUGCCGCGCGCUCGCGCGGCCGCGGCAGGAGAGUCCAUCCCCGCCUGCCCGCCCCGGCGCGGCCGCUCCGCCGUGGCGGCCGUUGCGGGCGCGGGCGCCGGAGGCGCGCCCAGCAACGGUUGCGCCGAGGUGGCGCGCUUCCUGGCGCGGGUGGCGCCGCCGUUGGACGGCAGGUCACACAAGGGGGAGGGCGGGCGCAUCGCCGUCCUGGGGGGAUCCGCCGACUUCACGGGUGCGCCGUACUACGCCGGGAUGGCGGCGCUGCGCACCGGCGCGGAGCUGGUGUACGUGCUGGCGGCGAGGGAGGCGGCGCUGCCGCUCAAGGCCUAUUCGCCCGAAUUGAUGGUCACACCAGUCUACUCCGGCGACGGCUCGGCCUCGGCGGUGAGUGGCGCCGUCGAGCGGAUGAUACCGAGGCUUCACGCCCUGGUGGUGGGGCCCGGGCUGGGCCGCAAGCCGCAGGUGCUGCGCGGCGCCGCGAGGGCGGUGGAGCGGGCCGCCGCCGCGGGGGUGCCGGUGGUGGUGGACGCAGACGGGAUGCAGGCUGUCAUCGAGCACCCGAACUGCGUGCAAGCUGGGGGCGUGCUGCUCACGCCGAAUGCGGCCGAGUACCGCCGUCUGCUGGAGGCCGCCGGCAUGGGCACUGUCAUGGCGCGGGAGGGCGAGAAGCUGGAGCGGCAGCUGAUGGCACUCUGCUCCGAGCUGAGCGGCGGCAGCCGGAAGCACGAGCUGACCAUCUGCCUCAAGGGGGCGACGGACCUCGUCGCCACCCCUAGUACGGUGGUCGCCUGCACCGAGCCGGGCACGCCCCGCCGGAGUGGGGGCUUCGGCGACGUGCUCGCGGGGACAAGCGGGGCGAUCCUGGCGUGGUUGCGGAUGAGCGGCGGAGGCGGCGGAGCCGGCGGAGCCGGCGGAGCCGGCGGAGCCGCGGACGCGGCGUUGGCGGCCUGCACGCUGGUCCGCCGCAGCUGCCGGGCCGCCUUUCUGCGCCGGAAGCGCGCGAUGACCGCGCCGGACGUGCUGGAGGAGAUCGGCGAUGUCUUCGAGGAACUGUGCCCCACGCCCUUGGACCUGUGA